ACAGAAGAGACACCAGAGGAAAUGAACCGCCACUCUGCGUCAUCAGAUUCAUCCCAUCACUUCAAUAUCUCCAGCAAAACAGUGGUUCCUGAAGCUAACAAGAGGCAGAAUUAUAUGAUUAAUGCACUUUUGAAGAAACAGCAUACAUGGAGGCACCUCUUGUUGUCUUCCAAGAGUUUGGAUGGAAUGAAAAUUAGCAACGAUUCUCUACCACAGUUUCAGUGUGACAAUGAGUCUCUCGUCCUGAGGUUUACUGUGGCCAAUCACACCCGUCAGUUCUUGCUCAACGAGAACUUCUCACCCAUCAACAUCCAGCAUCUCCCAGCCCACUGCAGACACACUGCAGAGAAACGUGGACCAUGGAUGCUACUUAAGGUCUUCUUUAAAGGCUGCUACCUUCAUCAUAAGGUGAUGGAGUGGAUGCAAUUCCACUCGGUGACAGUGCAGUACUUUGACCGCGAGCUGAUGCGCAAUGUAACAGCGGCGGCGGCGUGCCUCGAGCUCACGCCAUCACGCGCAGCUUCAAGGACUGUAGCUCCCGUGGUGAAGUGUGAGAAGAAUGAAAUGACGGUGAAGCUGCUUGGAUGCACUCUGAAGCACGUUUUAGUGUCUGAUCUCCAUGUUGAUCAAGGAAAGGAUGUCAAACAAUGGACAAACAAUCGGUUUCUGUAUGUCAAAAUUAAUAUUGAGAAAGAGCAAGCGUUAACUCUGAUUUAUCUUGAUCAUAUUGGAAAACUUAAAAAAGUGAAAGUCUCUUGCACCCAGAAAAAUAGGUCACGUUUACCUAUAGCCACCAUUGACACAGACACAGAUACAGAAACAGCCCCAGCAGACACAAGCACAUGCACAGGCACAGACACAAACAUGGAGGCAUUGCCAACAAGCCCCCCUGAGGAGUUUGAGCGCUUUUGGGAGUUUUGGGGUUUCCCAGACAUUCCAUCAGGGCCCUACAGACCACCUGGAGUUACGGAAGCACCUGAGUUAACUACAGAGUCUCCUGCAACAGAGCCUGUGACAACAGCACAGGAUCCCACUACUAGCAUCACAACUACUGUAACUACUGUAGCUGACACUACAACAUUGGCUGCUACAACUACAGCUGUUCCUACCACCACCGUAGCUGAUACUACAACAUCGACUGCUACAACUACAGCUGUUCCUACC
Molecule: messenger RNA, 1164 nt
Organism: Alosa sapidissima (American shad)
Lineage: Eukaryota; Metazoa; Chordata; Actinopteri; Clupeiformes; Clupeidae
Exons: 6
Source: RefSeq, a predicted model, not a curated record